This is a messenger RNA of Pseudo-nitzschia multistriata, 4405 nucleotides long. Lineage: Eukaryota; Bacillariophyta; Bacillariophyceae; Bacillariales; Bacillariaceae. The record is from the annotation of a GenBank genome assembly.
CGAGCAGGAACAGAUUCCAUAACAAGUCAUACCACUGCCGCCAUUGUGCCCACCCCCAGCCCCGGGGCACUGCUUGCGCUACAAAACAGAACACCCGAAGAAAAAUACCCUACCGCAACACGCACCGCACCGCACCGCUUCGCUGCCACCGAAACGAGAUGGAGGAACCUCUCCGGUCGCCGACCAAGCGGUACCACCCCCCCCCGUUCCGGGCGCUCGUUCUCUUCGCCUCUCGUGCGUUCCUGGUGCUCUCCGCGGCCCUCGCGGCCGCCGCGCACGCGGAUCACAUCCGGUGCGGGGUCUAUCUGGCGCCCUCCUCGAUCCCGGGCGCCGGUCUCGGCAUGUACGUCGGAAACAAGACCGUCGCAGAAGGUGCCGUCGUGACGGGAGAGGACGUCCUGGUCCCCAUCGUCGAGCGGUCGUGGCACAGCGCGCCGCACCUGCAGGAGAAGAGGCGGUUUUUGUGGGACGAGUACAUCUGGAACGCCGACGUCUUUCCGUUUACGGACGGAGAAAUCGGAUGGGACCUGAUGGAGGAAAUGGUCAUGGCGUCCCCCGGGGUCGGGUCCGCCGCCAAUUCCUACCUGUCGAUGGUCAACGUGGAGGACGAUGUCGUUCGGGUGGGCCGGGCGGGCCUGCCAAGGGACUCCCCCGGCCAGGGGGCCUUUACGAUCUACCACGGCCGGUCCUUUCGCGCGCAGAGACCGAUGGAACCGGGCCAGGAACUAUUUGUCGAGUGAGUGUCGAUUUGUGUGGUUGCUGCUGUUGUUCCCACGGUUUGCUUUUUGGGAUCGGUCCCACCAGCGCUGCAUUCGUUAUCGAGAAGAAACGAAAACGAAAACAAAAGCGGAACGCGUCCCUGUAUCGAAUCCGUCUCUCACGUUCAUCUCCCUUCUCUCUUCGUUGAUGUGACGGAUGAUUUUCAGUUAUGGAGAAGAAUACUUUACAAGUCGAGAACGUGUUGUAAGCUUUCGAUCGAUGCUGUUAUUGGUACUCUCUGUGCUACAAGGAAAUUUCUCAUUUUUCAGUUUCACUUUUGCAUUCUCGCAUCGGACCAUUUUCCUUUCUUCGCAUGGACACGAAUGUCACAAAAUGUACAAACACUGCUGGAUCCCUAUUUCGUUCGUUUCGUUUUGCUUCCUCCUUUCUGUUGAAAUUUCUGUGACGUCGUAUAUUCGCUGUGUUUCGUGGUGGCACAGUAUGGAUUUUUGCCGAUGCCGGAAGAUUUCCACGCAGCCGAUCGGAUACUCCAGGCUGCCCUCAAUCUCACCAUCCGCAACGAUCGCAUUGCUGCCGCAGCCGACGACGAAGAUGACUCGGACAAAGACGACGACGAAACCCGAGUGAUGGUAUGGGAGGAUCUGUACGGCCUGAUGCAAGAGAUAUCUACCAACUUGGUGGACGGAAAGUCUCGCGUACUGAACGCCUUUCCCUCCGAUUCGUUUGCCGUGGAAGACCUUCUCGAGAAUGGAGGGACCGGUCGGCAGGACCACAAUCGAUCCAUCCGGGACCUAGGAUGGCUAGAGAAGCACGGACAGUGCGCGGACAACAUCAACGCGGGAACGUCCACGAUUCCGGAUGCGGGCCGGGGGGCCUUUGCCACCCGUUUUAUUCCCAGCGGUGGACUUGUGUCGCCGGCUCCCCUGGUGCACGUCGAGGACCUCGAUACGAUGGCGAUGUUCACGGAACACAUAUACAACGAAGACGACAAGCUGGUGCCCAAUCGAAGCGGAAACUAUACCUGGCAGCUCAUGAUCAACUAUUGCUUUGCCCACGAGMAGUCCACUCUGCUACUGUGCCCCUAUGGACUUUUGUCGUCCCUCAUCAACCACUCGCCCGGCAAGAACGCCAACACCCGCAUCCAAUGGAGCGAAAAACACCGCAUGCGGCACCCGGAAUGGUUGGGUCAGCCCAUCGAAAAAUGGGUCGGAGAAUACCACACGGGAUUGCAGAUCGAUUUCGUGGCCACCCGCGACAUCGAGGAGGGAGAAGAGGUGUUGAUCGAUUACGGGCCGCUAUGGCAAGCGGCAUGGGACAAACACACUGCUGCCUUUGAAUUUCGGAAGCACAGAUCCGAGCACUACCUACCUUCUUACGAACUCAACGAGCUCCUACUUGCGGAAGAAGGCGAUCCAUCGGUUCCGCUGCGCACAGAAGACGAUCGGGAUUACCGGUUGGACGGAGUCCAGCUGUACUGCCACGGCUGGUAUGUUGCGAGACACGGGAUCGGAACGCGCAAGAUGGACGAGAAAACACCCAUGUGCAGCAUCAUCCGAAAGUUUGAUGGCGAUUCCUAUUUGGUCCGAAUCAUUGACUGGUACAACGACGAGGAUGACCGCACGACCAAAUACGAGGAAGACGGUACUGUGUGGGGGCUUCCACGGCGUGCCUUUGUUUUCGACGACCUACCCUAUUUCCGAGACAUUCACCAGGAAUGGGCCUUUCGCCACCCGAUGAUUAUACCAAACGAUAUGUUCCCCAAGGUUUGGAAAAAUGCCAACUACGCAAGCGAGGACCGUGAAUUUUUGGAAUACGUCGACAAAGCAGAUGGCAUGGAGGAGCACGAAGACUUUGAUGACGAAGAAGAAGAGAACGACGACUAUGACUAUGACGAAACGUUUGACGAUGACUACGACGAUGGGGACGAUGGCCAGCAGGAACUCCCUUCUUGAAACGACACAUUUUCGUGAAUCGAGUACAUUGUAGGAAAAGGAAAAAAAGUUUCAAUGAGAUUGUCGUACUCACCCCUCAUUACAUACCUAACGCGCGUAAAUGUUUUUACGUAUAGCUUUCAUAUCAAGAAUGCAGAGUGUAAUAUUUAAUCAGAGUUUCUAUCUAUUUCUGACCUUGAGUUAUUGAUUGUAACGCAUUUUUUGUGUGCCUAUCGGAGCAUGCAAAUUUUUCACUACCAGCACAAAAAGAACAAAAUCAUAGGCGAAUGUUCGGAGACUUUCGCCUGAAUUCUUUCAAAAAUGGCCCUCAUUGCAGCGGACAACUAGCGUCGGAAACGUUCAAGGGUAUGGACCGAUUUAGCACUCAGUGGUUGCUUCACAGCACGAUGCGAACCAGCACUAGGUGACUCAACAAACGCUUCAAUACAUAUCCUCGGGAUUCAUCGCAGAAUUCGCAUGUGAGGAUUCGGCAUCAAUCAUGUGGGUGUCGUUCAUGUCGCCAACGUCACCACGAGGGUUUGCCCUCGAGGCUGCAGGAGCGAAUGUUUCGUAAACAUUACCGGCAACGCACUCUUCAUCCUCGCUACUAUCUAAUAUUCCUGAGCGUUGAGACUGAUUGCAUCCCGGUCUGCUACUCUUUUGCGAUCGCAAGUGCUGUCUUCCGCCCAUGUUGCCCCGUUUGCCACCAAGAGAGCUCGCAUCGUUUGAAGCCAAGCCCAAGUCGUGUUCUAGACAGGCCAAGCGUACUAGCAUGGCGUGGGUAUCAUCCAAUAUCUUUUCCUCCAUUGCUUGGAGGUUGGGGGCUGGAUCGGUGAGGGCUUUGGUUUGGAAGAGAACCCCUUCACGGCAGUCCAACCUUGUAGUAGUAGGCAGCAAGUCCCGGUCUAUCAAGUCUGCCAGCAUAUCUAUAAGGGCGUCCAGGGUGCUUUCAUUGCCAUUGGUUGUUGGCGAUGACACUGGAAAGAACAAAUUCCUCAAUUCAUCGAGCUUCACUCUUUGAUAAGGUCGGAUAUAUUCAAUAAGGCAGGUUUCUCGAAUAGUUUGGACUAAUGCGUCCCAGCGGCAAGGCGUGAGGUACAGAUCCACGACCAUUCCCAUUGGUAGGAGGGGUUGAGACAACAAUGGUGCCAGAGACGACUGCGACGACUGUGAAAGACCUACUGCUGAACUCAUCGAGAAGGCUCGCAUACAAGGUGCAUAGUUAGCCCUAGACCAAUGCACCAAAAGUUCCUUGACCGAUGGAACCAAUUCCAAUGCAUCAGGAUGAUCGGCCAGGGCUAUCAUCUUCGAUCUAUCUCUGGUAACGAGGCACAUUAGACCGGCAUACAGUGCCACAUCCUCUGGGGCCGUUACACCCGGCCAGUGCAGCGUGUGACAUGCGUCGCUGUCACUGUUUUCUUGAUAAUGGUGAUUGUUUUCGUUGCUCACAUUGUUUGACCCUAUGCCUCCAUCGGACUCCUUCAUGACGAGUGCCACCAAAACAUUGGCGGCUGUUUGGUAAUCUCCAGAUACCAUUCGUUCGAUGCCCUUGGCGAGUUGAACCUUUACACCGAUAUCCCGCAGGAUUGCAUCUUGGUUCGGAUCUUGAUUCUUAUCGAUUCUAUUGUUGCGACUGAUGGUGGAGCUAACGCCAACCUUUUCMUUAAGAGAAUGCAACGUUGAUUCCACGCGUCCCGUGUAUUCUCUUACCAUGAAGUAAUCUCCGGCGUUGAGGGCAGAUUCAAUUAUAAGUA